Molecule: messenger RNA, 12016 nt
Organism: Thecamonas trahens ATCC 50062
Lineage: Eukaryota; Apusomonadida; Apusomonadidae
Product: amino acid adenylation domain-containing protein
Exons: 3
Coding region: 1-12009 (4002 amino acids)
Biological process (GO): secondary metabolite biosynthetic process; amino acid activation for nonribosomal peptide biosynthetic process
Cellular component (GO): cytoplasm
Molecular function (GO): phosphopantetheine binding; catalytic activity
Source: RefSeq, a predicted model, not a curated record
AUGGCUACCGUGGCUUCGCCCGGCGCUCCUCUUCCGUCACCGUUGCUGUACUCGCCGGCCGUCAGGUCGUCGUACGCUCCGUUGACCGCCGAGUCACCGACGGCCAUCGCCACGCCCUCGUUUGCAGCCGGCUCGUUUGUCGGAUCGUUCACCUCUUACUUUGACGCCAUGCCUUCGCCGCUUGUGCGGGCCCAGGGCAUUCCCGCCUUUCCGUCGUCGGCCUCAUCGUCACCGCUGACCUCGGCCUACUCGCCGUCACUCUCAUCGUCUUCGCCGCCGCUUGUUGCGCUCCCAGUCGCAGCUAUUGUUGGCGAUGAGCCGGCGCCGCUGAGCUUCCAGCAAGCCGCCGUCGUUCGCGCCGGUCGCAGACUUCCGCAUCUGGUUGUCGCCGCCUCCAUCAGGCUUCACGACGGCGCUUUCUUUGAGCUCUCGCGCCUUCAGGCCUCCGCCAGCCUGCUGCUUGCGCGCCAUCCCAUGCUUCGCGCCGCCUUUGACCUCGCUUCCGAUGCCCUUGAUGCCGCCACCUACUUUGUCCAUCCACCGCACUCAGAGUGGGUCGCCGCUGCGCACUCGUGUCUGGUCGAGGAGUGCGAUCGCCGCGACGAGCUUGCUCGUCUCGCUUUCCGAGGAGACCUCCACCCGCCGUCAGCCGCGCCGCUCUUCCGGGUUGUCUACUGCCGCGAUACACGUGAUGACGCUGCGUGGACUGUUGCCAUUGUCGCUUCUCGGCUGGUUGCCGACGAGCUCUCGGGCCUCAUCCUUCUCCGCCAUCUACUGGAAGGCUACAUGCUGACCGAGAUUCAGCAUGCCCGGCUCAUUGCCCGGGUUCAUGCCUCUUCUCGUGAUGUCGAUCUCGAGUACCCGCGCUACGCCACACACCUGGCCGGCUACCUCGACUCAGACCGUGGAAAGGCCCUGUUUUCCAACUGGUACGAAGCUCUCGGUGCGGGCGCACACCUUUUGCCGCCGCUGGAGCUCACCCGCGAGCAGACACACAAUGCUCAGCCCUUGCCGCCACCGGCCACUUUCCUUAUCCCACGCGCCACCGUCCGAGCCCUUGACCGUGCUUCCCGCUCACUCGGCGUCGAUCUGAAGGCUCUAGCCCUUGCGGCCUACGCGCUGGUCCUCUCACGCUACGCUGGCGGCCAGGAAGAGCUGGUGGUCUCCACUGUCUUUUCCGGGCGCGCUCGGCGCUCGCGCGCCGCGUUCACUGUCGGUGCCUUUGCCAACUCGGUCCCUGUUUUGCUCACCGUCCCGGAUGGCGACGCUACCUUGACCACCUUUGUCGCAGCCGUCCGCGACGCGCUUGUCUUUGCUUCGGAGCACCAAGAGUAUCCGGCCGAUUUGCUGCGCGACAAGCUCGCCGCCCUUGGCAUUGUUCAGCGCGGCGAGACCGAGACCAACGCGGCGUUUGCCUUUGUUCGCGCUCAUGGUCGCGCCACUGCGCCACCGCUGGUCCUCACCGGUGUCUGCGGGCCCGAGUCCGAGUGGGAGCCCGGCCCGGGCGUGACCGUCACCGGCUCCGACCUCGCCGCGCCGUUUCCGCUCUCGCUUCAUGCUGCGCUCGUCGGACUCGUCCUUGCCGAGGCACCCGACGGCAGCCUUGGUGGCGCUGUACACUGCGCGGAGGCCUCGCUUGCAUCAGACACCGUCGCCCGCCUCGCGACCCACUUUGUUCGCGUGCUGGAGAGCCUCGCCACCGCUGCUCAGCCCGGGACUCUUGAUCUGACCUCGAUCUCCCUUCUUACUGACGCAGAAGUCAACCACAUUGUGGGCAAGCUCGCCGUCGCUCCGCCGCAUCACCAGGCAGCGCUGUUGCAGCCGACCGAGCUUGGCGAGUACGCCAGUCUCGCCGCCUCGUCGGUCGAGGCCAUGUUCGAGGCUGCUGUCGCCCGCGUUCCGGACGCGCUCGCGCUCGCGUUUUAUGCUGAAACCGACGUCUCCAACACGCCGUCGGCCUCCUGUACCUACGCUCAGCUCAACGCUGCUGCCAACAUCCUUGCCCGUAAGCUUGUUGACCUUGGUGUUGGCCCUGACGUUUGUGUGGCCGUCAUGAUUCCGCGCUCCAUUGACAUGGUUGUAGCUGUGCUCGCCGUUCUCAAGGCUCGCGGCGCGUACGUCCCGCUCGACCCGCAAUAUCCAGCCUCGCGCCUGGCAUACAUGCUCAAGACCUCGUGUGCACCAGUCGCCCUGGUCUCGGACGCCACAGCUUCCCGCUUUCUUGAGCCUGAUAUGGCCGACGCCGCAGCCAGCAUGGCUGGUAUCAUCCAGCUUCCGCUCGAGCCUGAGCCUGAGACCUCGGAUUCGACCUGUGCCGCCAACCUCGAGCUGACGCCGCGCUCGCCAGACUCGUUGGCCUACGUCAUCUUCACGUCGGGCUCAACUGGCUUGCCGAAGGGCGUCGCCAUGGUCUCGGGUGUACUCUCUAACCUCAUCGCCUGGCAGCACAUCACGCUCGGCGCGCACCCGGCAGUUACUCUUCAGUUUGCUUCGCUCUCGUUUGAUGUCCACUUUCAGGAACUCUUCUCCGCGCUCUCUACAGGCGGUUCGCUAGUUCUCGUCCCCGAAAUGGUCCGCAAAGACUUUGAAAUGCUGCUGGCAGUCAUGGAGACUGCGCGCGUUGAGCGAGCGCUUGCCGAGAUGGCGCUCGAGACUCGGCUCCUUCCGCGCGCGCUCAGCCAGGUCAUCACCGCCGGCGAGCAGCUCCUCUGCACCCGCGCCGUCCGCGCGCUUUUUGCUGGUCUCGGGCCCAAGUCCUCGCUGCACAACCACUACGGGCCGUCCGAGACCCACGUGGUCACCGCUGCGGUUCUUGACGGCGAUCCAGCGGCUUGGCCCGCACUUCCGUCGAUUGGGUUUCCCAUCGCCAAGGCCCGUUGCUACAUAGUUGAUGCCAGCGGAGCUGUUGUUCCGCCCGGUGUUCCGGGCGAGCUGCUCAUCGGCGGCGACGUUCUCGCCCGCGGCUAUCUCCACGCACCUGACCUCACCGCGGCAGCCUUUGUGCCCGACACCCUGACGCCCGCCGCUCCGCUUGGCGCCCGUCUCUAUCACACUGGCGACAUGGUCCGCCAGCUGGCGUCUGGAGAGCUCGAGUACCUCGCCCGCAAGUCGGCCAUGGUCAAGAUUCGUGGUCAUCGAGUCGAGGUUGGGGAGGUCGAGGUUGUUCUCGGCACCCACCCAGCGAUUCAAUCAGCCGUCGUUGUCGCUCAAGACGCACCGGGCUCGACAUCUAGCUCACCAGCGUCACGUAUUCUGGUUGCCUACCUUGUCGCUGCCGCUUUGUCUGGCUCUGGCGGCGAUCCGGCGGUCACGCCAGCGGAUCUGGUCGACCACGUGGCUGCCUCGCUGCCGUCGUACAUGGUCCCGUCGGCGUUCGUCUUUAUGGACCACUUUCCGCUCACUCCGUCAGGCAAGGUUGCCCGCAAGGCGCUGCCGCCGCCAACGCACGAUGCACUCAUCGAGCAUGCGAGCCAUGGCGGGAACGCUGGCCAAGGCCCACGAGCCGAUUCGACUGGCGCUCUCGCACGCCUCUCACCACGGGCGCCAGGAUCGUUUGCAUCCGACUCUGAGUCCCUCGUCGCAGCCAUCUUUGCUGACAUGCUCGCGCUGCCCAUGACCUCUCUCUCGGCCACAACCUCGUUCUUUGAUCUUGGCGGCCACUCGCUGACCGCCACGCGCCUGGUCUCCCGGCUCCGUCGCGAGUUUGGUCUAGUUCACUACCCGCUAUCAGCCUUUUACAACGCACCGACGAUUGCCGGUCUGAUGCUGCUGUCGUACAACCAGAACGCGCUCUGGUUCCUUGACCAGAUUGCCAGUGGCGCUGGUGCAGACUCUACUCCGGGCAAGCUCCUUACUGCCGCAUACUCGAUCACAUUUGCCAUGGAGAUUGAGGCACCAGGUGUGUUUGAACUUGAUGCCUUUGAACUCGCGCUCUACGAUGUGCUCGACGCGCAUCCACAGCUGCGCACGGCCUACGCUGGAAAUGCACCGCGGUCUCGAAAUGUGAACGAGCUGCGCAAGGCUGCACAUGACGCUGGCAUCCCACUCUUUUCCCGCGUGCAGGCCAGCAGUGCAUCCGCUGCUCGCGCCGCGCUCGACUCUCUCGCAUUCCUGCCGUUUGAUCUUGGCAGUGGCCGGCUCCUAGCUUGUCGCGCCGUGUCGUGCCCUGGGCCCCGACUCUGGCUCGGAUUUGCUGUUCACCACAUUGCCGUUGAUCUGUGGUCACUCGUUCUCAUAGUCAGCCAGCUCGCGGCGCGGUACGGGACUCACAAGUCGAAGCCUGCACCAGUCGCGCCGCAGCUCAUUGGUGUUGGCCUCGCCCAGCCCGGCAAGCCGUACCAUGCCUUUGCUACCCACCAGGCCGCCAUCCUCGCCGGCGUAGAGGGCUCGCGUCUCGAGGGCUUCUGGAAGCGCAAGCUCGACGGCGUCGAGGCCCUGGAUCUCCCGACCGACUAUGUCCGUCCGGCCAGUGCCUCGCACGCUGGUGGACUUGUCCGAACGCAUCUCAGCGCCGAUGUAACCGCAGCGCUAGCAUCGCUGGCAAGCGACUGCUCCGCCACCGAGUAUGUCGUCCUGCUCGCGCUGUUCAAGGCGCUUCUGGUGAGAGUCACCCACCAGACCGACGUCACUGUCGGCUCGCCUAUGGCUGGCCGCUCCGAACCGGGCUUUGAGGACACCGUCGGCUACUUUAUCAACAUGGUUCCCAUCCGCGACGUGGUGCAGCCCAAGUCCACAAGCUUGUACCGGCUCGUUGACCAGGUCAAGAUCUCGGUCUUGGAAGCCCUCGACCAUCAAGACUUUCCGUUCUCGGAAAUGGUGGCCAAGUGCAUGGACUCGUCAGCGCGCGACUCGUCUCGCUCGCCGAUUUUCCAGGCCGCCUUUGUCCUGCAGAAGACCCAAAUCGAGCACAAUGCACUUGGUGCGCUGCUGCUCGGCGAGGGUGGACCCGGGACUCGGGUCGACUUUGGUCCCUUUGCCGCAACUGGCUGCGAGAUGCCUAGGCAUGCCGCCAUGUUUGACCUCACUCUUGUCGCCGCCCGCCUGGCUGACGGUCGCACCGCGCUCUCACUCGAGUACAACGCCGAUGUCUUUGCACCGGCGCGGAUGGAACGGAUGCUAGACUGGUUUGUCCAUUUGGCCUCGUCCUGGAUUGCCGAGCCAGGCACUGUUCUUGCAUCGGCUCAAGUCGCUCCCCCUGUCGAGAUUGAGACUGUCAUGCACGCCUUUCAGCCGGAGCGGCUCGAUCUCGAUGACCGACACUCGCUCCUUGACGUCCUAGUUAGACACGCCGCUGAGCUUCCGCCCGAGACUGUGGCUGUGGACGAGGCUGGACGGACUCAGGUGGGGUCUUCGCCGCCGCGGCGCCUGACCUUUGCCGGUCUCGAGGGGGCAUCGGCCAGAGUUGCGUCUAUGCUCCUAGACGUGCCGGGUGUGGACCACGACACUGUUGUCGGUGUCUGCAUGCACCGGUCCAUCGACUCGCUGGUUGCCAUGGUGGGCAUCAUGCGCGCCGGCCUUGCCUACAUGCCGAUGGACUACCACUACCCGGUCCACCGCCUGGAGUACAUGCUGGCUGACUCUCGCGCGCCGAUCUGCCUCUUUCACGCCGAGACGUCCGAGCUGGUGGCAAGCCUCGACCGAGCAGUCAUGCCGCACUGCAGCCACUGGCUCGAGAUCGACGGCUGCGUUGGUGCAGAGGAUUACGAUCCGGCGCGGCCAGGCGUUCUUGCGCCUGCUAGCAGUGGCUUCUCGUCUGCCUCGCUUGCGUACGUCAUCUACACUUCGGGUACAACCGGCAAUCCCAAAGGUGUGUGCAUUGAGGUCAGUUCGCUCAACAACCUCGUUGUUCACAUGCUCGAGACGUACGCUCUGUCUGCUGCCGACCGGGCGACAAUGUCGUGCGGCGUUGGCUUUGAUGCCUGCGUCAUCGAGAUGUGGCCUAUUCUCUACGCUGGAGGCUCGCUCUGGCCAGUUGAUGACAGCAAGCGGCUCGACGUUCUAGAGCUGAUGACGUUCAUCUCCACCCAUAGUUUAACCUGCUGCCUCGCGCCGACGCCGCUGAUGGAGGCCAUGUUUCGUGAGCGCGACGCAUGCUGUGCGCUGCCGCUGCGGUACAUUUUCACCGGUGGUGACGUGGUGCACACCCGGCCAGACCCAGCCGCGGCCUUCAAGGUCAUUAACUUGUACGGUCCGACCGAGAACACAGUCAUUUCUGCCGUUGCACACAUCACGCCCGAGGAUCCGGUCGCGCUCGAGUGGAGCUGUGCUGCCGGCCCGCUCCCGCCGCGCACGCUUCUUCCGCCGCCGAUCGGCUUCCCAGUCACCAAUCAGGUUGUGUACGUUCUCGACGAGCUCAUGGCACCCGUCCCGCUCGGGGUGUGGGGUGAGCUGUACGUUGGUGGCCUCGGCGUAGCACGUGGCUACCUCAACUUGCCGGAGAAAACUGCAGCGUCGUUUGUGGCCAACCCGUUCUCAUCGGCCACCUGGGCGCCACGUCUGUACAAGACUGGCGACGUGGUGCGAUUUGACGAGCACGGUGAGCUGUGGUACGCGGCGCGGAAGGACCACCAGGUCAAGAUCCGCGGCUUCCGCAUCGAGCUUGGCGAGAUCGAAACGGUGUUGGCGAGCGUCGAGGCCGUGUCUGAGGCUGCAGUUGUGGUCUCCGACAACUCGGCAUUGGGCAAGCACCUUGUGGCGUUUGUGGUUGCGGCCGGCGGCACCGAUGUUCACGUCUCGGCGCGAUCUCUGCGGGUCGCCCUUGGAGCAUCGCUGCCCGAGUACAUGGUGCCGAAGCGGUUUGUGGUGUGGGGCUUGGCAUCACUGCCCACAACUGCCAACGGCAAGACUGAUCGGCGGCGGCUUGUUCAGUGGCUCGAUGAGGCGGGCGGCGAAGAGCGGGUGAGCCUCGUUGAUGAGCCCGAAGACGGCACCGGCACAGUUCUCGACGAUGCUCCGGUGACCGAGACACAGGACAUUGUGGCCGACAUCUGGAAGGAGGUGCUGGGCGUUACCAAGGUCGGCAUCUCCUGCGACUUUUUCGAGUUUGGUGGCCACUCACUGGCGGCCGCGCAGGUCGCGUCACGCGCUCGGGUUGCCUUUGGCGUCGAGAUCUCGGUCUCGGCGGUGUUUGAGAACCCGACCAUCGCCGGCUUUGCGUCGUACCUAGAGGCGCGUGCCAAGGCCGGUGUCGGCGGCGAGGUCUGCGACCGCGAUCAUGUUCCACUGGCGCCUGUCGGUGAGUCGGCGCUCGGUGCCGAUGACUGGCUCCACGAGCCGCACCCGGUCUCGCUUAACCAGGCUUCGCUGUGGUACGCUUACCUACUGAAUCCGAGUGACACCACGUACAACGUGUCGUUUGUGGCCAAGGCUGGAAACAGGCUUGACGUAGCGCGGCUGCAGCGGGCGAUGGCGCUCUUGGUCCAACUACAUCCGGGUCUGGCCACCCGGUACCAGACUGCGGCCGGUGGCCAGGUUCCGCUCAUGUACUACGACCCUGAUUUUGGCUUUGGCUUUGAGGUCCUGGCUGCAAGCGACUCGCCUAGCGCCGAAAAGCUUCUCCGCGACGCCGUUGAAGCCUGCAUUGCGCUUGAAACUGGGCCGCUGACGUCGAUGACGGUGGUCAACGACGGCGCGGACUUCUGGCUAGCCUUUGUUACCCAUCACAUCUGCUGUGAUCUGUGGUCGAUGGUGGUACUGCUGGAGGAUCUCGGCCGCAUGUACGACUUGGCCGAGAACAGCGGUCCCGACUCGGGAUUUGUGGCGCUCGGGCUUGCAGCGGAGCGUGCCGAGGCGCUGCAGCUGCACACCUACAACCGAUGGCAAGCUGCCCGGCUGAGCACAGCUGAGGGCCACCAGCUCGAGGCCUAUUGGACUCAGCAACUGGCCGGCCGGCUUCCGGCGCUGACGCUGCCUGAGGAUCAUCCACGGCCUGCCAAGCUGUCAUCGGCCGGUGCAACUUAUGCCUUUGAGCUCGACGGGGCGACGACGGCUGCGCUGCGGGAGCUGAAUGCUGCCGAAGGCACGACGAUGUUCAUGACGCUCCUUGCCUUGUACACGCUGCUACUGCAUCGCGCGGCCGGGCAGGACGAGGUGGUUGUAGGUACACUUAUGGCGUGUCGGUCGCGGAUCGAGCUCGAGCGGCUAGUUGGUUUCUUGGCCAAUCCCGUUGCAUUGCGGUCGACGUGUCGGCGGGGCGAGAGCUUUGAAGACGUACUGCGGCGAGUGCGGGUGGCAACGCUCGGUGCGCUUGCGCACGCCGACUACCCGUUCACGCUUGUGCUCGAGUCGGUGGCACCGGAACGCGAGACCUCGCGAUCGCCAGUCUUCCAGGCACUGUUUGUCUUUGAACGGCCGCAUGGCAAGCUUGCCAAGGAGCUGGACGCGUUUGUCAUGGGCGUUGGCGGCCACUCGCUGAGUCUCGGCUCGUCGCUGACUCUGGAGUCGGUGCCGCUUGCGGAGCGCACGGCGCCGUAUGAGAUCCAGCUGGUGGUUUCCGAGGCUGACGACGGCAUUCGCGCGUUCUUCCAGUACAACACCGAGAUCUUUGCCGAGGCGACCAUCUCCUCGCUCGCUGGCGGGUUUGCUGCUCUUGUUCAGGCUGCGCUGGCUGAGCCGUCGGCCGAAGCGGCGGCCAUGCCGGUUCUCACGGCUGAUGAAGAGGCACAGCUGCUGACGGAAACCCACCAGGACGUCAUGUUUGACGAAUCUCCGCCGACCUGCGUCCUUGUCGCCGCAGGGGAUGACGAGAGCGACGACGCCGAUGGUGACGGCAGCGGCGAAAGGCGUGCGGCAGUCGGCGUCCAUGAGCUGGUCGAGGCGCGUGCGGCGGAGACACCUGACGCGGUGGCAGUGGUCGACGGCAGCGGCACAAGUAUGACGUACGCUGAGCUCAACGCAUGGGCCAAUCGCAUCGCGAGGAUCCUACGCGCAAGCGGCGUGUUUGUGGGCUCGGUCGUCGGCCUGGUCUUGCCGCGGUCGCUGGAGCUUGUUGUCGGCAUGCUCGCAGUGUGGAAGGCCGGCGGUGCGUAUGUGCCAGUUGAUCCAACGUUUCCGGAUGGACGCAUCGCGUUCAUGCUGGAGAACUCGGCGCCUGUGUGCGUGCUGUACCGUGGCGAGCUUCCCGAGCUGAGUCCGCCGGCUCCGGGGACCAAGCGGCAUGUGCUGAGCUUUGACGACGACGCGCGACUGGGGCGGGGCGGCGAGUCGCUGGGUGUGUCGAGCGCGCGGCUGGUGCGGGCACCAGCUGGCCCCUCUGCAGUUGCCAACGUUAUCUACACCUCGGGCACGUCUGGCACGCCCAAGGGUAUUUGCGUGCCACACGGGUGCUUGCUCAACAUGAUUGGGUGGUGGCUGCGGGCUUACGAGAUGGGUCCCGGCGAUGUGUCGGGCCAUAUGCUUGGCGUGUCGUUUGAUCCUGUUUUUUGUGAGAUCUGGCCCGCACUCUGCUGUGGGGCGGAGGUGGCCAUCGUACCGGAGAGCUCUAGGCUCGAGCCGCGCGCGCUGCUGCAGUGGUGGGUAGAUGCGCAGGUGACGGUGCAGGCAAUGGCGACGCCUAUGACCGAGGCUGUGCUCCGAGAGCCACCUCCAGCCGGACUUGCGCUCCGUGUCAUCAACACUGGCGGUGACAAGCUCAAGAUGGUGCUACCAGAGGCAUGGCAGGCGAUGUACGGCGACCAACUGGCCUUGUACAACAUGUACGGCCCAACCGAGACCACGGUUGGGUGCACAGUUGGGCGGGUACACGGUGACGUGCGGCCGCCACCGAUCGGGAAGCCGAUUGCGAACACUUUUGCGUAUGUGACUGACGAGCGCGGAACGCUGGUGCGGCGCGGCAUGCGUGGACAGCUUCUAGUCGGAGGCGCCGGUGUGACUCGCGGCUACCUUGGCCUGCCAGAGAAGACGGCGUCGGUGUUUGAAGACGAUCGUUGGUGGCGCAGCGUGGCCGAGAGCCUCGGGCUGAAGGUUGCAAGCGGAUUGUAUGGUGACGGACGGAUGUAUGCGACAGGUGAUGUGGUGCGUUGGCGUGGCGACGGGUCGCUAGCGUGCUUGGGCCGGAUUGACGCCCAGGUCAAGAUCCGCGGCUUCCGCAUCGAGCUCGCCGAGAUCGAGGUGGUGCUGCGGGAAGCACCAGGAGUUGCGGACGCGGCUGUGGUGGCGAUGGCGUGCGGGGCAGGAAGCGCAGCGGAGAAGAUGCUUGUGGCGUAUGUGGCACCGCAGCGGGCGACGCAAUUGCUGCGUCAGGAACUGUACACUCACGCAGCAGCUAAGCUCGCCGAGUACAUGGUGCCGCGGGCAAUUGUGGUGCUGAGCGGGCCGCUUCCACUGACGGCCAACGGCAAGGUUGAUGUGCGAGCGCUGCCUGCACCAACAGCGGAGGAUGCUGCGGGAGUCGGCGCUAGUGGGGUGGACCACACGCCACCGCGGACCGAAGUUGAGGCUGAGCUGGCUGCGGCAUGGGCUCAGGUGCUCGGGCUGGCGUCUGUGGGCAUCCACGCCAACUUUUUCGAGCUCGGUGGGUACUCGCUGCUCGCAGCACAGCUCGUAGGUAUUAUCGAGGCGCGGCUGGGGGUGCGGAUCGGGAUGCGUGAGGUGUUUGAAGCGCCAACGGUGAGCGCGCUAGCCAACGUGGUGGCGCGGGCCACAGGCGUGGCCGAAGCGGACGAGAGCGUGGUCAAGAUUGACCUCGCGGGCGAGGUUGUGCUGCCGUCGGAGAUCUGCGCGCCGGCGUCCGGCGAGGUGCCGCGGGCAAGCGGCGCUGGAUCGUUCCUUGCGCCACCGGUGGUCUUUCUUACAGGCGCCACCGGGUUCGUGGGCUCGUUUCUUCUUGCCGAGCUGUUGGCAAACACGCGGGCCGAGGUCAAGUGCCUGGUCCGAGCAAGUGAUGAAGCAAGCGGGCGAGCGCGACUUGACGUGGGCGCGUCCAAGUUUGGGCUGCCUCCUCCAGCGGCGACCUACGGCGAGCGGGUGCGCGUCGUGGUCGGCGAGCUCGGGCCGCACAUGUUUGGGCUGACAUCGGACGCGUUCUCGGUUCUCGCGCGGUCUGUUGACGUCAUCAUUCACAACGGCGCGGGAGUCAACUUUGUGUACCCGUACUCUGCUCUCAAGGGCCCAAACGUGAUUGGGACGCAGGAGGUGCUGCGGCUGGCGUGCUUUGGGGCGAUCGGCGGCGAUGCCGCCACCCCGGUCCACUUUAUCUCGACGCUCUCGACGCUGGACACUGAUGCGCGGGUUAUUUCUGAAACUGAUGUGUUCCCACGGUGGGAGCGGUUGGUCUCGGGCUACUCGCAGUCCAAGUGGGUUGGCGAGCAGAUUGUGGCACUGGCGCGCUGCGAGCGCGGCGUGCCGGCCUCGAUCUACCGGCUCGGACGUAUUGCGCCCCACUCGCAGACAGGCGCUGGCUCGCAUGAUGACCUGCUGACGAGGGUCCUCAAGGGCUGUGUAGAGACCAAGUUUGUGCCGUCCGAGCUGGAGACACUCGUCGACUUUACGCCCGUGGAUUACGCGUCCAAGGCCGUGGUCGAGUUGGCGCUCUCUGGGCGUGGGCUCGGGCGCGACUUCCACAUUCUCAAUCCAAGUCCGAUGCCGCUGACGCGGCUGUGGAAGCUGCUGCGGCGGGCCAAGUACAAGUUGUACCCGUCAUCGUACGACGGAUGGUUCCGGACGCUGCUGGAGCAUGCGCGGCGGAGCGACGAUGGCGUUCUUCUCCCUGUCUUGCUCUUCUUUGAAGAGUCGGGCGACAUCUCGGGCUUGGCCGGUGAGCUGCCACCGCCUGAGCUGUAUCCCAAGUUUGAGGUGCCGAACUCGAAGGAGUUGAUUUCAGCAAGAUGUCCGCCGGUAUCGAAGCAGCUGGUCGAUGCGUACGUGGCGGCCUGGGUUGCUGAGGGCUUCUUUCCUUCACCUGGCGCAGAGGAGCGAUCUGCUCUUCCGGCGGCACCGGCUCCUGGUGGUGACGGCGGACACGGGAAGGUCAAGCAGAAGCACAAGUUCCGGCUUGGCCUAGGCAAGCAGUAAAGCGGCG